UCGUUUUCAUCUAUGCGAAUAAUGCCGGGGUUACAGUUUAUAGUGCUUGUCACUGCUUGUCACACUCAAAAGUCAAUUUCCGCGUGGGUAUAACAUAUCCAUCGUUUUGGCUCUCGUUUAAUCAUUUUUUUGCAAAGCCAAGAAAAUGUCUUCCGAUAAUGAAAAUCCGGAAAACAGCGCUGAAAGUGAAGGCGAAGAUGCCGAAGUGAAGAAUACAGAAGAAACCGAACAAACCCCUGAUCCUAUCGAAGAAGCUCCAGUCACAUGGAGCGAUUUGGGCCUUGUAGAUGUACUAUGCAAAGCGUGUGAGCAGUUGAAAUGGAAAACGCCGUCAAAAAUCCAAAGGGAGUCGAUUCCUGUUGCUUUGCAAGGCAAGGAUAUUAUUGGAUUAGCUGAAACUGGGUCUGGAAAAACAGCUGCGUUCGCUUUGCCAAUUUUGCAGGCAUUACUGGAGAAUCCACAAAGGCAUUUUGCUUUGAUAUUAACGCCAACGCGAGAACUGGCCUUUCAAAUAUCCGAACAGUUCGAAGCACUUGGAUCUGGCAUAGGAGUGAAAAGCAUUGUAAUAGUUGGUGGAUUGGACAUGACUUCACAAGCCUUAAUGUUGGCCAAAAAACCGCACAUUAUAAUUGCUACUCCCGGUAGACUCGUUGACCAUCUAUCAAACACUAAAGGAUUCAAUUUGAGAGCAUUGAAAUUCCUGGUGAUGGACGAAGCAGAUAGGAUAUUAAAUAUGGACUUCGAGGCGGAAGUAGAUAAAAUUCUGAAAGUGAUUCCAAGAGAACGAAGAACCUUCUUAUUUUCUGCCACUAUGACGAAGAAAGUGAACAAACUACAAAGGGCUUGCUUGCAAGACCCCGUUCGUGUUGAAGUAUCCACAAAGUACCAAACAGUAGAAAAGCUGCUGCAGUACUACGUCUUCAUUCCUGCUAAAUUUAAGGAUGUUUAUUUGGUGCACAUACUGAACGAGAACGCAGGAAACAGUUUUAUGGUGUUUUGUUCCACAUGCAAUAACACAAUAAGAACAGCGCUACUUUUGCGAAACUUGGGCUUUACUGCUGUUCCCCUGCACGGGCAAAUGUCGCAAAAUAAACGGCUGGCCGCUUUAACAAAAUUUAAGGCCAAAAACCGAUCCAUUUUGAUAUCAACUGAUGUGGCUAGCAGAGGUUUAGAUAUCCCACACGUUGAUAUAGUGAUCAAUUUCGACAUUCCAAUGCAUAGCAAGGAUUACAUUCAUCGAGUCGGCAGGACUGCCAGAGCAGGCAGAUCAGGAAAAGCCAUUACGUUUGUUACACAGUACGAUGUCGAGCUCUAUCAAAGGAUAGAACAUCUAAUCGGCAAGCAGCUUCCACUCUAUAAAACCGAAGAAGAGGAAGUGAUGGGGCUGCAGGAGCGCGUGGAGGAGUCCCAGAGGAUAGCCAAAACGGAGCUGCGGGACCUAACGGAAAAGAAAGGGAAUAAAAAGCGGAAAGGCGGCGGCGAUGACGAUGAUACCGAAGAAGCCACCGGAGUGAGGAAGAAAAUCAAGGGCGGCAAGAAGAAGGGAAGGAAAUGAGCCAUGCAGUGCACUUGCAGAUGAAUCUGUUGUAUAAUAUCAGUUGAAAAUAUUUUUUUUGUAAGUA
Molecule: messenger RNA, 1622 nt
Organism: Dendroctonus ponderosae (mountain pine beetle)
Lineage: Eukaryota; Metazoa; Arthropoda; Insecta; Coleoptera; Curculionidae
Gene: pths
Product: probable ATP-dependent RNA helicase DDX47
Exons: 7
Coding region: 146-1555 (469 amino acids)
Molecular function (GO): nucleic acid binding; RNA helicase activity; ATP binding
Source: RefSeq, a predicted model, not a curated record